AAUAAUGUCAGAGCAGAGAGCAGUUCGUCAGCCGAGCAGAGUCCAAGGGAGCGGCGAGGACCAGAGCAAAGGUCAGCCCAGCGGCCUGCUGCCCUCCCCUGGGCCCAGAGUCAGGCUACCGGGGACAGCCUGCAGAGAGACGGGCCUGGGGCCUUCCUCCUGGACCUCCACAACUUCCCUGACCUCUCCAAGGCAGAUAUAAACAGACAGAACCCCAAUAUACAGGUAACACUGAGACACAGACAGAACCCCAAUAUACAGGUAACACUGAGACACAGACAGAACCCCAAUAUACAGGUAACACUGAGACACAGACAGAACCCCAAUAUACAGGUAACACUGAGACACAGACAGAACCCCAAUAUACAGGUAACACUGAGACACAGACAGAACCCCAAUAUACAGGUAACACUGAGACACAGACAGCAACCCCAAUAUACAGGUAACACUAGACAAAGAAAAAACCCCAAUAUACAGGGAAACUGAGAAAAAAGCAGAAAAGGGAAUAAAGAGGGAAGGGGAGUGUGGUGUGUGGUGGUGUGUGUGUGGGUAGGUUGGUUCUUUUUAUCCCUUUGGGGGACCCAAAACCCCCAAAAAUUUCCCCGAAGGGAGUUAAAACAAAGGGCCCCUUUCAAUCCCCCCGAGGACAAAAGGCUAAUUUUAAACUUAUGUUUGGGUUAGGGGGUUUCAAUUUUGGGGGGGGGGGAAGGGGGGGGAGAAGGGAAAAAGGGGGGGAAAAAAAGGGGGGGGAAAAACCCCCAAAGGCCAAUAGGGGGGGAGAGAGAGUAAGAGAGGGCGAGCAACGAAGAGAAGAAAAAGGGGGAAAAGGAGAAAGAGAAAAGGGAAGAAAAAAUUAAAAAAAGGGAGGAGGGUAGGGAGAGGAGGAAGAUAAGAGAGAGAAAAGGGGAGGGGAAAAAGGGGAAAAGGGGGGGAGGAGGAGGAAAAAGAAAAAAAACAAACUAAGGUUGGGGGAAAAAAAAGGGGAAGGGGCCCGGGGACCAGAGGGGGGGAAGAGGGAGGGAGGAGGGAGAGAGGAAAGGAAGGAAGGGGAUAAGGAAAAAGGGGGGGAUAGGAAAGGGAGGAAAAAAAAAAAACCCCAAAAAAAAAAACUCUCUUUUCUGUCUCUCUCUUCUCUUUCUCUUUUCCUUUUUCUCCCUUCCCAUUCCCCCAUUCUCUCCUCUCUCUCUCUCUUCCUCUUCUCUCUCUCUUAUCUCUAUCUCUCUCUUCUCUCUCUCUAUUUUCUCUACCCCACCCAUUCUACUCCCUCCCUCCUCUUCUUAAAGGAGAGGUAGAAUAAACGUAUCCACAUGUAACAUAUGGAUUUGCAUUUGUAUAAAAAAUCUGUAUAUAUUUCUUACAUAAAACCGAUCAGAAUGCCACAAGUCAUGCCGGAAAAUGUUUUUGCGGGGUGUGAUGUAAUGUGGACGAGCCAGCCUAUUCCCUAUAAUGUAAACUCCAACAGAAAGUCCCAUGAUGGUAGUGACUGUCCAUUACUGCUUAUCACUUAUUAACCAUCAUUUAUUCACAUUACUUUACUUUAAUAAAAUAUUUCAGUUGUCUAUAUUCCAUUAGUUUUAUUUGAUGACUUUACUAUUUCAUUCCAAGUCAUCAUCUCAUCUCUAUAGAGCUGCUGCCUAUGCUAUCUGACUAAAUCACUAUUUUAGUAGUUCUUCAAAGUAAAUAAGGUAUACUUUAAUAACUGCUGAAUACCAACUAUCAAUCACUUAGGUCAUGUAUUUCUAGGUAGAGGUACCUAAGGAAGCUGCUGCUCUCUGUCCAUCACAGGUCUUCUAUCUCUUCUCUCAGACAAGUAAGCGUGGAUUGGAUUAUGGUCAUUGUAGUUAAUUACCACGUUUUCUGCGCUAAACUAUUAAGAAUAUUGGCCUGUUGGAAACUACAACUCCCUACUAAAAACCAAAUAAUUUCUGUUAAUCGCUCAGCACUACAAAUUAAACCAAAUCGUUUGCACUCAUGACUACUGGUUUCAAGUACAUUAUCAGCCAACUUACAAGCAAAUACUUUAUGAAUUUAUUGUUACAAAUCAGCUUGCAAGGUUGCUAGCCAACUAGCCUGCUAACAUUAGUCCAGCUAAAGUGAGUUAUUUUAGCCUGCUAGUUAGCCAACUAACCACGGUCGACAUGGCUAAGUAGUAAGCCAGAGAACAACACCAACUAGUCUAACGCAGCAGAUGUAAAGCCAGCAGAUAUAAAGUAGACAGAGCGGAGACUUGGCGAUUGACGGCUGAGUUAGCUACCAGAGAAGAGCCUAGGCGAGAGGCCUUCAGAGGGAGAGGGGCCACUGUAGAUAGAUGCCAGAGGCAAUAACCCAGAGGCAGAAUUGGGCACAGAAGACGAGGAGAAGUGUCAACAAUAAGACAGAGGGGGUACAGGGUAUAGGAGGAGACGAGUCAACAAUAAGACAGAGGGGGUACAGGGUAUAGGAGGAGACGAGUCAACAAUAAGACAGAGGGGGGUACAGGGUUAUAGGAGGAGAGAAGAUAGGGGGGGGGGGGGUACAGGGUAUAGGAGCGGGGAAAGAGUUCACACAAUACGGACAGAGGGGGGUACAGGGUAUUAGGAGAAGAAGAAGCGUCAACACUAAGGACAGAGGGGGUACAGGGUAUAGGAGGAGACGAGUCAACAAUUAAGACAGAGGGGUGUACAGGGUUAUAUAGGAGGAGAAGAGUCAAACAAUAAGACAGAGGGGGGCGGGUACAGGGUAUUAGGAGGAGAAGAGUCAACAAUAAGACCAGAGGGGGGUACAGGGUAAGUAUCGGAGGAAGACGAGUCAACAAUUAAGACAGAGGGGGUAUGGAGGAGUGCGAAGAGUCAAACAAUAGGACCGCAAGAGGGGGUUGGUAUAGGGAAUAGGAGGAGACGCAGGUCAAACAAUAAGACAGAGGGGGUUAAAGGGUUUCUAGGAGGGGAGACUGAGGUCAACAAUAAGACGAGGGGGGGUACAGGGUAUAGGAGGAGAAGAGUCAACAAUAAGACAGAGGGGGUAUAGGGUAUAGGAGGAGAAGAGUCAACAAUAAGACAGAGGGGGGGUACAGGGAUAGGAGGAGAAGAGUCAACAAUAAGACAGAGGGGUAUAGGAGGAGAAGAGUCAACAAUAAGAAAGAGGGGGUAUAGGGUCAUAGGAGGAGAAGAGUCAACAAUAAGACAGAGGGGGGUACAGGGUAUAGGAGGAGAAGAGUCAACAAUAAGACAGAGGGGGUACAGGGUAUAGGAGGAGACGAGUCAACAAUAAGGACAGAGGGGGUACAGGGUUGGUAUAGGAGGAGACGAGUCAACAAUAAGACAGAGGGGGGGGGUACAGGGUUAUAGGAGGAAGAGAAGUCAACAAUAAUACAGAGGGGGUACAGGGUUAUAGGAGGGGAAGAGUCAACAAUAAGACAGAGGGGUACAGGGUAUAGGAGGGAGAGGAGUCAACAAUAAUACAGAGGGGGUACAGGUAUAGGAGGGGAAGAGUCAACAAUAAGGACAGAGGGGGUAUAGGAGGAGACGAGACGAGGUCAACAAUAAGACAGAGGGGGUACAGGGUAUAGGAGGAGACGAGUCAACAAUAAUACAGAGGGGGUACAGGGUAAAGGAGGAGAAGAGUCAACAAUAAGACAGAGGGGGUAUAGGGUAUAGGAGGGGAAGAGUCAACAAUAAGACAGAGGGGGUACAGGGUAUAGGAGGAGACGAGUCAACAAUAAGAGGGUGAUAGGAGGAAGGCUCCAGGCAGAUGGAAAUGAUCACAACAUCACAGUGAGUCAGCUACUGUAGCGCACUAGUACUAAGCCAAGGUUGAAAAACUCUGGUAGCCUACUUCAUGGAGAACACGUGGUGCGGCCCCCACGUGUGGGGAAUCUGAUUGGUUGUUUACAUCACACCUCCUUGUGAUUUGUGGAUUUAUGCUCGCCACUGCCAAAACUCAGUCUGCAUGGCUAGUGGCUAACGUUAGCCUGCUCGUGCUAGCUAACGUAAAGUAAAUUCUCAGUAUGACGUUGAGAAAUAGUGCAUUCUGGGCAGUUUAGAAGAUAUCCGGAAAUAAGUUAAUAAAUAUGUAAAAACCAUAAAACAUCAUGUAACUAUGUUUGUAGUUAUAGGUAACCAGAUUGUGAAUAAAACUAAGUUACUAAGUCUUUGACCACACUGUGUUGUUACUUUGGUGAGUAAGAACUCAUUCUUCCUCCCCUUUAAGAUGGUCACUGAAGUCAGAUCUUGUGUCCAUCAUAACAACAGCUGAAAGGAAAAAACUAACCAACACUAGCCGCAGUACUAACCACUAUACAGAGAGAAGCUAACCAACACUAGCCUCAAUACUAACCACUAUACGGAGAGAAGCUAACCAACACUAGCCUCAGUACUAACCACUAUACAGAGAGAAGCUAACCAACACUAGCCUCAGUCCUAACCACUAUACAGAGAGAAGCUAACCAACACUAGCCUCAAUACUAACCAGUAUACAGAGAGAAGCUAACCAACACUAGCCUCAGUACUAACCACUAUACGGAGAUAAGCUAACCAACACUAGCCUCAAUACUAACCACUAUACAGAGAGAAGCUAACCAACACUAGCCUCAGUACUAACCAGUAUACAGAGAGAAGCUAACCAACACUAGCCUCAGUCCUAACCACUAUACAGAGAGAAGCUAACCAACACUAGCCUCAGUCCUAACCACUAUACGGAGAGAAGCUAACCAACACUAGCCUCAGUACUAACCAGUAUACAGAGAGAAGCUAACCAACACUAGCCUCAGUACUAACCACUAUACGGAGAGAAGCUAACCAACACUAGCCUCAGUACUAACCAGUAUACAGAGAGAAGCUAACCAACACUAGCCUCAGUACUAACCACUAUACAGAGAGAAGCUAACCAACACUAGCCUCAGUACUAACCACUAUACAGAGAGAAGCUAACCAACACUAGCCUCAGUACUAACCACUAUACAGAGAGAAGCUAACCAACACUAGCCUCAAUACUAACCAGUAUGCAGAGAGACACUAUUCAAUUCAAUUCAAAGGGCUUUAUUAGCAUGGGGAACAUAUAUGUUAACGUUGCCAAAGCAAGUGAGAUAGAUAAUAAACAAAACCCUCCCACUGCUGCCAUGUCUAAAUCACUCUGCUAUCUCAUCCGACAAGACCCUCUUCCACUUCUAAGAGCAUCAGACAGAAUAUUAACUGCUAAACCCCAGAAUGGACAAAGUGUGUUGACAUCUCAAGAUGUAGGAACAGAGGAAGAAAGGGAACGGGGCUGGGGAGAGGGGCUGGGGAGAGGGGCUCGGGAGAGGGAGCGGGGAGAGAGGCUGGGCUGGGGAGAGGGGCUGGGGAGAGGGAACGGGGCUGGGAGAGGGGCUGGGAGAGGGAGCGGGCCUCGGGAGAGGGCUGGGAGAGGGAGCGGGCUCGGGAGAGGGGCUGGGGAGAGGGGGGUGGGAGAGGGAGCGGGCCGGGGAGAGGGGCUGGGCUGGGAGAGGGCUGGGGGAGAGGGCGGGGGAGAGGGAGCGGGCCUCGGGAGAGGGGCUGGGGGAGAGGGGCUGGGGAGAGGGAGCGGGCCUGGGGAGAGGGGCUGGGGGAGAGGGAGCGGGCCUGGGGAGAGGGGGCUGGGGAGAGGGAACGGGCCUGGGGAGAGGGGCUGGGGAGAGGGGCUGGGGAGAGGGGCUGGGCUGGGGAGAGGGGCUGGGGAGAGGGAGCGGGCCUGGGGAGAGGGAGCGGGCCUGGGGAGAGGGAACGGGGAGAGGGAACGGGCUGGGAGAGGGGCUGGGCUGGGGAGAGGGGGAGAGGGGCUGGGGAGAGAGGAGCGAUUGAACGAGGUGAGUGAGGGGUCUUAUGAGAGGAGAGGAGAGGAGAGAGAGGAGAGGAGAGGAGAGGAGAGGAGAGGAGAGGAGAGGAGAGGAGAGGAGAGGAGAGGAGAGGAGAGGAGAGGAGGAGAGGAGAGGAGAGGAGAGGAGAGGAGAGGAGAGGGGGGGGACCUCUUUGAUCCUAAGAUUCAUCUGGCCUUCAUGUCCUGCUGAAGGCUGAGCAGACCCUUCAUGUUCUGGAGAAGGCUGAGCAGACCCUUCAUGUUCCGGAGAAGGCUGAGCAGACCCUUUGAACUCACUGUUUAGGUGGAGAGGGUGAGGAGGGAGGGAGGGGGGUGCGGGGGUAGUGGGGGCAUUGUAUUGGAGGGGGUGGAGGUUCCCCCCUCUCAUAUGCGAGGCACAUGUUAGGAAGUACAGCAGGAUGGGAGGAGGGGGAGGGAGUCAGGACCACAUCAAGCUUGACUGCUGCUACACAGACGGGCUCAGUGGGACUGCUCGGGGAUGACCGCUAUUCUCUUCUGUACAAUAACACAACUAGAUCAGAGCAGCUGGUAUUCUGUGUCAGAAAUAUCUAGAAUGUAGGCCACACAGUAUUAGAAGGAAACAGUGCGCACAUCCAUGAAGUACAACUCAAAUAUAUAAUGUGCAGUUGUAUCAAGAAUUAUAUGAUUGCUAAAUCAUGUCGCAGCAUGCUUUAAUGUUAGCAUUGAGAGUAUGUUGUUGCCUUCCUGACAGACACACACACACACACUCCAGACAGACUCUGACCUUUGACCCUGCUCCUCUCUCUCUCUCUUUCUCCUCCAGGUGACCAUAGAGGUGGUGGACGGUCUAGAGGCAGCAGAGCCUGAAAAAGGCCUGAAGAAAGAGAACAAACCAGGAUGGGCUGCUCCAAACUGGAGAAACUGGUGGCAGACCUCCUCCUCUUCCUCCUCCUCCUCCUCCUCCUCCUCCUCGGUCUCGACCCCCCGCAGGCCCGAGGAGCAGGCUAGGGAGCCGCAGCCGCCCUACAGGGGAGCAGGCGAAGGAAGAGGAGGAGGAAGAGGAGGAGGCAGUAACACAGAGGAUAGUAACUUCCUAAAGCCACUUGGGGACUGGGAGAGGAGAGGAGGCGCAGGAGGAGGAGGCGCAGGAGGAGGCGGAGGAGGAAGUACCAGCAAGGCUCAAACUGAAUAUGGUGAGUGUUGUGUGUGACUGGGUGGGAAUGACGGAAGAAGGGAGAGAGGACGUGUGUGUGUUUGUUUUUAUAGGGAUGUGUAUAUGCGUGUGUCUGUGCAUGUGCAUGUGUGUGUUCCAAGCGUGUGAGUGUGUGUGACAGUGCGAUGAGAGUCACUCACUGAGAAUAUUUAGCCUGAUGGGACCUAGCUAAGGUCUGGUUCUGAUGGGAUCUAGUUAAAUGGACAGUCUGGAGGUCUGGUUCUGAUGGGACCUAGCUGUCACCAUAAUAACUACAGUGUAGUUAGCAGAUAGCUGUCACCAUAAUAACUACAGUGUAGUUAGCAGCUGUCACCACAUUAAUUACAGUGUAGUUAGCAGGUAGCUGUCACCAUAAUAACUACAGUGUAGUUAGCAGAUAGCUGUCACCAUAAUAACUACAGUGUAGUUAGCAGAUAGCUGGCACCAUAAUAACUACAGUGUAGUUAGCAGAUAGCUGUCACCAUAAUAACUACAGUGUAGUUAGCAGCUGUCACCAUAAUAACUACAGUGUAGUUAGCAGCUGUCACCACAUUAAUUACAGUGUAGUUAGCAGAUAGCUGUCACCAUAAUAACUACAGUGUAGUUAGCAGAUAGCUGGCACCAUAAUAACUACAGUGUAGUUAGCAGAUAGCUGGCACCAUAAUAACUACAGUGUAGUUAGCAGAUAGCUGUCACCAUAAUAACUACAGUGUAGUUAGCAGAUAGCUGUCACCAUAAUAACUACAGUGUAGUUAGCAGAUAGCUGUCACCAUAAUAAAUACAGUGUAGUUAGCAGAUAGCUGUCACCAUAAUAACUACAGUGUAGUUAGCAGAUAGCUGUCACCAUAAUAACUACAGUGUAGUUAGCAGAUAGCUGUCACCAUAAUAACUACAGUGUAGUUAGCAGAUAGCUGUCACCAUAAUAACUACAGUGUAGUUAGCAGAUAGCUGUCACCAUAAUAACUACAGUGUAGUUAGCAGAUAGCUGGCACCAUAAUAACUACAGUGUAGUUAGCAGAUAGAUGUCACCAUAAUAACUACAGUGUAGUUAGCAGAUAGCUGUCACCAUAAUAACUACAGUGUAGUUAGCAGAUAGAUGUCACCAUAAUAACUACAGUGUAGUUAGCAGAUAGCUGGCACCAUAAUAACUACAGUGUAGUUAGCAGAUAGCUGUCACCAUAAUAACUACAGUGUAGUUAGCAGAUAGCUGUCACCAUAAUAACUACAGUGUAGUUGGCAGAUAGCUGUCACCAUAAUAACUACAGUGUAGUUAGCAGAUAGCUGGCACCAUAAUAACUACAGUGUAGUUAGCAGAUAGCUGUCACCAUAAUAACUACAGUGUAGUUAGCAGAUAGCUGUCACCAUAAUAACUACAGUGUAGUUAGCAGAUAGCUGUCACCAUAAUAACUACAGUGUAGUUAGCAGAUAGCUGUCACCACAUUAAUUACAGUGUAGUUAGCAGAUAGCUGUCACCAUAAUAACUACAGUGUAGUUAGCAGAUAGCUGUUACCAUAAUAACUACAGUGUAGUUAGCAGAUAGCUGUCACCAUAAUAACUACAGUGUAGUUAGCAGAUAGCUGUCACCAUAAUAACUACAGUGUAGUUAGCAGAUAGCUGGCACCAUACACUACAGUGUAGUUAGAAGAUAGCUGUCACCAUAAUAACUACAGUGUAGUUAGCAGAUAGCUGUCACCAUAAUAACUACAGUGUAGUUAGCAGAUAGCUGUCACCACAUUAAUUACAGUGUAGUUAGCAGAUAGCUGUCACCAUAAUAACUACAGUGUAGUUAGAAGAUAGCUGUCACCAUAAUAACUACAGUGUAGUUAGCAGAUAGCUGUCACCAUAAUAACUACAGUGUAGUUAGCAGAUAGCUGUCACCAUAAUAACUACAGUGUAGUUAGCAGAUAGCUGGCACCAUAAUAACUACAGUGUAGUUAGCAGAUAGCUGUCACCAUAAUAACUACAGUGUAGUUAGCAGAUAGCUGUCACCAUAAUAACUACAGUGUAGUUAGCAGAUAGCUGUCACCAUAAUAACUACAGUGUAGUUAGCAGAUAGCUGUCACCAUAAUAACUACAGUGUAGUUAGCAGAUAGCUGUCACCAUAAUAACUACAGUGUAGUUAGCAGAUAGCUGGCACCACAUUAAUUACAGUGUAGUUAGCAGAUAGAUGUCACCAUAAUAACUACAGUGUAGUUAGCAGAUAGCUGUCACCAUAAUAACUACAGUGUAGUUAGCAGAUAGCUGUCACCAUAAUAACUACAGUGUAGUUAGCAGACAGCUGUCACCAUAAUAACUACAGUGUAGUUAGCAGAUAGCUGUCACCAUAAUAACUACAGUGUAGUUAGCAGAUAGCUGUCACCAUAAUAACUACAGUGUAGUUAGCAGAUAGCUGGCACCAUAAUAACUACAGUGUAGUUAGCAGAUAGAUGUCACCAUAAUAACUACAGUGUAGUUAGCAGAUAGCUGUCACCACAUUAAUUACAGUGUAGUUAGCAGAUAGCUGUCACCAUAAUAACUACAGUGUAGUUAGCAGACAGCUGUCACCAUAAUAACUACAGUGUAGUUAGCAGAUAGCUGUCACCAUAAUAACUACAGUGUAGUUAGCAGAUAGCUGGCACCAUAAUAACUACAGUGUAGUUAGAAGAUAGCUGUCACCAUAAUAACUACAGUGUAGUUCGCAGAUAGCUGUCACCACAUUAAUUACAGUGUAGUGGUUCCAGUCCUCUCAGUGAUUGAAGCUUUUAACACUCUUUAGUUUCAUGAGCUGGAUAUGUCCGUGGAGCUGAGCUAUGAGUGUGCGCGUAGUCACAGUUUAAACGCCUCUCAAACAUCAACGACCCCUGACAGGAACCCGGGUCAGAACCAGGGCUGUGUCCUGUAUGUCUCCCUACAGACCACUUCCGUUAGAGGGCUGCCACACCACACCACACCACUCGUAACAUUCUCACAACACUCUCCACAACUGGCCAGCUAGAUGGAUAAAUCUGCUGUAGAAGAAUUCACCCUCCCUAUCUAUCCUCGCCGUGUCUCAGCCUGUCCACCGGCACCAACAUAACAACUGUUACACAGGAAUGUGGGUGUUAUGGAGAGAGAAGAAAUAUCAUUUAUCCAUCUGUUACAUUCUUGUUCAAACUGAAAUCCAAUGUUUAAUCACACUGGCUUAUCACGGAGGAUGGACAACUAUCUAGUUCACUACUAUUGGACUGCCCUGUGAUAGACUAGUGUCCUGUCCAGAGGGUGUACUGGUACAUCAAGCGGUCUCACUACAGAAACAGGAGAUAGACUAGUGUCCUGUCCAGGGGGUGUCCUGUACAUCAAGCUGUCUCACUACAGAAAGAGGAGAUAGACUAGUGUCCUGUCAAGGGGGUGUACUGGUACAUCAAGCUGUCUCACUACAGAAACAGGAGAUAGACUAGUGUCCUGUCCAGGGGGUGUCCUGUACAUCGAGCUGUCUCACUACAGAAACAGGAGAUAGACUAGUGUCCUGUCCAGGGGGUGUACUGUACAUCAAGCUGUCUCACUACAGAAACAGGAGAUAGACUAGUGUCCUGUCCAGGGGGUGUCCUGUACAUCAAGCUGUCUCACUACAGAAACAGGAGAUAGACUAGUGUCCUGUCCAGGGGGUGUCCUGUACAUCAAGCUGUCUCACUACAGAAACAGGAGAUAGACUAGUGUCCUGUCCAGGGGGUGUACUGGUACAUCAAGCUGUCUCACUACAGAAACAGGAGAUAGACUAGUGUCCUGUCCAGGGGGUGUCCUGUACAUCAAGCUGUCUCACUACAGAAACAGGAGAUAGACUAGUGUCCUGUCCAGGGGGUGUCCUGUACAUCAAGCUGUCUCACUACAGAAACAGGAGAUAGACUAGUGUCCUGUCCAGGGGGUGUACUGUACAUCAAGCUGUCUCACUACAGAAACAGGAGAUAGACUAGUGUCCUGUCCAGAGGGUGUACUGGUACAUCAAGCUGUCUCACUACAGAAAGAGGAGAUAGACUAGUGUCCUGUCCAGGGGGUGUACUGUACAUCAAGCUGUCUCACUACAGAAACAGGAGAUAGACUAGUGUCCUGUCCAGGGGGUGUACUGUACAUCAAGCUGUCUCACUACAGAAACAGGAGAUAGACUAGUGACCUGUCCAGGGGGUGUACUGGUACAUCAAGCUGUCUCACUACAGAAACAGGAGGUAGACUAGUGUCCUGUCCAGGGGGUGUCCUGUACAUCAAGCUGUCUCACUAUAGAAACAAGAGAUAGACUAGUGUCCUGUCCAGGGGGUGUACUGGUACAUCAAGCUGUCUCACUACAGAAACAGGAGAUAGACUAGUGUCCUGUCCAGGGGGUGUACUAGUACAUCAAGCUGUCUCACUACAGAAACAGGAGAUAGACUAGUGUCCUGUCCAGGGGGUGUCCUGUACAUCAAGCUGUCUCACUACAGAAACAGGAGAUGGACUAGUGACCUGUCCAGGGGGUGUACUGUACAUCAAGCUGCUACAGAAACAGGAGAUAGACUAGUGUCCUGUCCAGGGGGUGUACUGUACAUCAAGCUGUCUCACUACAGAAACAGGAGAUAGACUAGUGUCCUGUCCAGGGGGUGUCCUGUACAUCAAGCUGUCUCACUACAGAAACAGGAGGUAGACUAGUGUCCUGUCCAGGGGGUGUACUGUACAUCAAGCUGCCUCACUACAGAAACAGGAGAUAGACUAGUGUCCUGUCCAGGUGGUGUACUGGUACAUCAAGCUGCUACAGAAACAGGAGAUAGACUAGUGUCCUGUCCAGGGGGUGUACUGUACAUCAAGCUGUCUCACUACAGAAACAGGAGAUAGUCUGUGAUCUCACAGCUGCCCUUACAACAACAAAACACUUUUUUCACAUGUUGAGCUUAAAUUCCACAUGUAAUCUAUUACAUGUAGAGUUCACAUGUUAACAGCACCUUUUCACAUGUGAGGAAAAUAACAUGUUUUCGCCUCACAUGUGAAUUGUAGUUUGAAAUGUGCACAUGUUAAAAACUUUCACGUGAGAAUCGAUUAUGUAGUUUAAGAAAACUCCACAUGUGAAAAACAUUGUACUGAAACCGUGCAGAGGAAAUGUUUCCAUGUAUUAUUGUUAAACUGAUUCCUAAAUGUUUCCAUGUAUUAUCAUUAAACUGAUCCCUUUAAUGAUAAUUGGGACUAACAAGGAUUUCUUUCCAUUUCAGCCCCCACUUCCAGAAAAAUACAAGACUGAGUCAGUAAGCAGCCCCAGUCAGACUCUUUAGAUUUUUUGAGGGUUUGAAAAUACCUCAGAAAUACCUUAGUUUGCAUAAGUAUUCAGACCCUUUGCUAUGACACUCGAAAUUGAGCUCAGAUGCAUCCUGUUUUCAUUGAUCAUCCUUAAGAUGUUUCUACAACUUGAUUGGAGUCCACCGAUGGUAAAUUCAAUUCAUUGGACAUGAUUUGGAAAGGCACAAACCUGUCUACAGUGGCUUGCGAAAGUAUUCAAUUUAAAUUACAGGUUGUAAUGCAACAAAAUAGGAAAAACGCCAAGGGGGAUGAAUACUUUUGCAAGGCACCUUUACACCUCAUUUGAAAUUAUUACAGUGUGUUAACAUUAACCCAGCGUCCACCUCCCUGGUUAGAAGUAGAGCUUUCCUGGAAAAUAUUAGUUUUUUUGCCAAAUGCUUCCUGGUGUGUUUUUGUAAAUACUGAAAACACUCACUCACUCUGCCAUGUGUGUCUGUGUGUGUGUGUGUGUGUGUGUGUGUGUGUGUGUGUAAGCUUGUCUGAGAGUCAAAGUCAAAGGGAACUAUUAGCCCCCACCCACCCAUCCAUGACCCCCACACCCCAGUCCGUGACCCCCCACUCUCCCUCCAUGACCCCCACACCACAUCCAUGACCCCCCAGACCACCUCCAUGACCCCUCCGUCCAUGACCCCCCACACCCUCCUCCAUGACCCCCCCUCCAUCCCUUCCAUGACCCCCCUCCAUGACCCCCCCUCCAUGACCCCCCCCUCCAUCCCUUCCAUGACCCCCCUCCAUGACCCUCCCCCUCCAUGACCCCCACCCUCUACAACAGUGUUUCCCAACUAUAGUGUUAGACUGCGACCACACUGAGAUCAUAUUCUUUGUCCAUUAAAAGUUAAACUCAAGUCAAGUAUUUUCGGAUCAGUUGCAUACAUAAUUAUUUUUUAUCUGUCUGACAAAUUGGGACAAUCAUCUCUGUUGUCCAUCUUACGUCAACAGAUGACUCCCAUUGAAAAGCAUUGGUUGAACCCGGAAUUUUCAGACACAAAAUCUCAAUGUGGCCUUAUGCUGACAGUCUCUCUCUCUACAUUUUUAAAAACAUAUUACCUCAAUCAAUCACCCCAACUACCUCGUACCCCACUACACUGACUCAGUACCGGUACUCCUUGUAUAUAGCCUUGUUAUUGUUAUUUUAAUGUGUUAUUUAUUGUGUUUUUUAUUGUGUUCUUUUACUGUGUUACUAUUUUAUUUUAUUUUAAUCUAUUUGUUAAUUUCAAUACUUUUUUACUGCAUUGUUGGGAAAGGGCUUGCAAUUAAGUAUUCCACUGUAAAGUCUACACUUGUUGUAUUCGGCGCAUGGAACAUGUUUUUAUUUUUUAUCUUUCUCUCUCUGCCCCCCUCUCCCGCGCUCCUCUCUCUGCCCCCCUCUCCCGCGCUCCUCUCUCUGUCCUCCUCUCCCGCGCUCCUCUCUCUGCCCCCCUCUCCUGCGCUCCUCUCUCUGCCCCCUCUCCCGCGCUCCUCUCUCUGCCCCCCCUCUCCCGCGCUCCUCUCUUGCCCUCCUCUCCCGCGCUCCUCUCUCUGCCCUCCUCUCUCUGCCCCCCCUCUCCCGCGACUCCUCUCUCUGCCCUCCUCUCUCGCGCUCCUCUCUCUGUCCUCCUCUCCCGCGCUCCUCUCUCUGCCCUCCUCUCUCGCGCUUCCUCUCUCUGCCCCCCUCUCCCGCGCUCCUCUCUCUGCCCCCCUCUCCCGCGCUCCUCUCUCUGCCCCCCUCUCCCGUGCUCCUCUCUCUGCCCCCCUCUCCCGCGCUCCUCUCUCUGCCCCCCUCUCCCGCGCUCCUCUCUCUGUCCCCCUCUCCCGCGCUCUCUCUGCCCUCCCUCUCGGCUCCUCUCUCUGCCCCCUCUCCGCGCUCCUCUCCUCUCUCUCUCCCCCUCUCCCGCGCUCCUCUCUCUGCCCUCCUCUCCCGCGCUCCUCUCUCUUCCCCCCUCUCCCGCGCUCCUCUCUCUCUCCCUCCUCUCCCGCGCUCCUCUCUCUGCCCUCCUCUCCCGCGCUCCUCUCUCUGCCCCCCCUCUCCCGCGCUCCUCUCUCUGCCCCCUCUCCCGCGCUCCUCUCUCUGUCCUCCUCUCCCGCGCUCCUCUCUCUGCCCUCCUCUCCCGCGCUCCUCUGUCUGCCCUCCUCUCCCGCGCUCCUCUCUCUGCCCUCCUCUCUCUCGCUCCUCUCUCUGUCCCCCUCUCCCGCGCUCCUCUCUCUGCCCUCCUCUCCCGCGCUCCUCUCUCUGCCCUCCUCUCUCGCGCUCCUCUCUCGCGCUCCUCUCCAGACUAUAUAGACGGAGAGGGUGACUGGAGUAACUGGUAUCCAUGCAGUGUAACCUGUGGGAACGGGAACCAGAAGAGGACCAGGUCAUGUGGUUACGCCUGCACCGCCACCGAGUCACGCACCUGUGACAUGCCAUCCUGCCCAGGUGAGGACAGUGUGACACUGUGUGGUCUAAAGCUAUUUUUCUUUCUAUGGGUCAGUGGAUCCAGGUCAUAUGUUUAAAGGGUCACUGUGGUAUUUACAAGGUUUUUUAUUUAAGUACACAGUGUGUGUGUGAAACAGGAAGUACCCGGUGUGUGAAACAGGAAGUACACAGUGUGUGAAACAGGAAGUACCCGGUGUGUGAAACAGGAAGUACCCGGUGUGUGAAACAGGAAGUACACAGUGUGUGAAACAGGAAGUACCCGGUGUGUGAAACAGGAAGUACACAGUGUGUGAAACAGGAAGUACCCGGUGUGUGAAACAGGAAGUACACGGUGUGUGAAACAGGAAGUACCCGGUGUGUGAAACAGGAAGUACCCGGUGUGUGAAACAGGAAGUACCCUGUGUGUUCACUGUCUUUACAUCUUCCUUCUGUUGCAUCAUUAACUGACCAUGUGUCUGUCUACAGGUAUUGAAGAUGCGUUCAAGACAGCCGCCACUGAGGUCGGUCUGCUGGCUGGAACAGAUGAGUUCAACGCUACAGAGCUCUUUGGUGUUGGUAAGAUUCUUCUUUCAUUAGUCUUUUUUUUUUUUUGUGUGUCAUUUUUCACUUCAGCUCAUCCCUCAACUGUCAAAUGCAACAGCGAUUCUAUUUAGCAUUAGUGUCCAGGUCAGGGUUACUUUCUGAAUUGACCCCAAACCCUGGCCCCAGUCCUCCCAGCACAGUCCAUUGAUUUGAGAGGGAAUGUCUGUUCUAGUCAUUAUAUUUCUAUGGCCCAGUCCUCCAGCCUUCCUGGGCCAACUCAUCAUUCUUUGUCAUUGUGCAUCAGGACAGGAAGAGAGCCCAGCAUGCAAUGUUGCAUCAGGACAGGAAGAGAGCCCAGCAUGCAAUGUUGCAUCAGGACAGGAAGAGAGCCCAGCAUGCAAUGUUGCAUCAGGACAGGAAGAGAGCCCAGCAUAAAAUGUUGCAUCAGGACAGGAAGAGAGCCCAGCCCGUCACAGCAUCCUGUAAUGUUGCAUCAGGACAGGAAGAGAGCCCAGCACGUCACAGCAUCCUGUGAUGUUGCAUCAGGACAGGAAGAGAGCCCAGCCCGUCACAGCAUUCUGUAAUGUUGCAUCAGGACAGGAAGAGAGCCCAGCACGUCACAGCAUUCUGUAAUGUUGCAUCAGGACAGGAAGAGAGCCCAGCACGUCACAGCAUCCUGUAAUGUUGCAUCAGGACAGGAAGAGAGCCCAGCACGUCACAGCAUCCUGUAAUGUUGUGCUCUCUGUGUCUGUCCCAAUAUUCUCAGCCUCAGUUAGCCAGGGGAAAAACACCCAUCAAAUAAAUAGCUAGGCUAUCACACUUCUUCAUCCUCCCAUUCCCCUCUUGUAUGAGAGAGAGAGUCAUACGCUUGUACGCUUUGGCAAUAUGAACAUUGUUACAUCAUGCCAAUAAAGCAAUUUGAAAUUGAAAAAUUGAAAUUGAAAGAGAGAGAGAGAGAGGGGGGGGGUGAGGGAGGGCUGAGAAAAAAAGAGGGAGAGAGAGCGAGAGGAAAAGAGAUUCAGUAGAUCCAGACUAACUAACUCUGUCUCUGAUCUCUUCCAGACACCGACAGCUGUAGAGAUAGAUCCAGACUAACUAACUCUGUCUCUGAUCUCUUCCAGACACCGACAGCUGUAGAGAUAGAUCCAGACUAACUAACUCUGUCUCUGAUCUCUUCCAGACACCGACAGCUGUAGAGAUAGAUCCAGACUAACUAACUCUGUCUCUGAUCUCUUCCAGACACAGACAGCUGUAGAGAUAGAUCCAGACUAACUAACUCUGUCUCUGAUCUCUUCCAGACACAGACAGCUGUAGAGAUAGAUCCAGACUAACUAACUCUGUCUCUGAUCUCUUCCAGACACAGACAGCUGUGAACGCUGGAUGAACUGUAAGUCUGAGUUCCUGAAGAAAUACAUGACCAAGGUGUCCAACGACCUCCCCAGCUGCCCCUGCUCCUACCCCACCGAGGUGGCCUACAGCACGGCCGACGUCCCCGACCCCGCCACGCGCCGGGACUUCCGCUGGAAAGACGCCAGCGGCCCCAAGGAGAAGCUAGAGAUCUACAAACCCACGGCCCGGUACUGCAUCCGCUCCACGUUAACUCUAGAGUCCACGACUCUGGCCGCACAGCACUGUUGCUACGGUGACAACAUGAAGCUCAUCACCCGCGGGAAAGGAGCGGGAACGCCAAACCUCAUCAGCACGGAGUUCUCUGCCGACCUCCACUACAAGGUAGACGUCCUGCCCUGGAUCAUCUGUAAGGGGGACUGGAGCCGUUAUAACCAGGCCAGGCCUCCUAGCAACGGGCAGAAGUGUCCGGACAACCCCCUGGAUGAGGAUUACCACAAGCAGGUGGAGGACGCGCGGGAGUUCUAG
Messenger RNA from Coregonus sp. 'balchen', 17024 nucleotides. NCBI's taxonomy places the organism in Eukaryota, Metazoa, Chordata, Actinopteri, Salmoniformes, Salmonidae. The record is from the annotation of a GenBank genome assembly.